GCUCUUUGCCGCUGCGGCCCAGCUCGCUUCCUCCUCACCAACACGCAGUGAUGGCGUCGCUCACCGUCAAGGCCUACCUUCUGGGCAAGGAGGACGCGGCCCGUGAGAUCCGCCGCUUCAGCUUCUGCUUCAGCCCAGAACCCGAGGCGGAGGCGGAGGCCGAGGCGGAGGUCGCGGCUGGGCCCGGACCCUGCGAACGGCUGCUGAGCCGGGUGGCCGCCCUGUUCCCCGCGCUGCGGCCCGGAGGCUUCCAGACGCACUAUCGCGAUGAGGACGGAGACUUGGUUGCCUUUUCCAGCGACGAGGAGCUGACCAUGGCAAUGUCCUAUGUGAAGGAUGACAUCUUCCGUAUUUACAUUAAAGAGAAGAAGGAGUGCCGGCGGGACCACCACCCCCCGUGUGCUCAGGAGGCACCCCGCGGCAUGGUGCACCCCAACGUGAUCUGUGAUGGUUGCAAUGGGCCGGUGGUGGGGACCCGCUACAAAUGCAGCGUCUGCCCGGACUAUGACUUGUGUGCUGCCUGUGAGGGGAAGGGCUUGCACAGAGAGCACAACAAGCUUGUCUUCCCCACCACCUUUGGGCCCUUCUCCGAGGGCUUCUCGCAUAGCCGCUGGCUCCGGAAACUGAAACAUGGGCACUUUGGGUGGCCCGGCUGGGAGAUGGGCCCACCGGGGAAUUGGAGCCCACGUCCCCCUCGUGCAGGGGAUGCCCGCCCCAGCCCUGCGGCGGAGUCAGCUUCUGGCCCAUCAGAGGACCCCAGCGUGAAUUUCCUUAAGAAUGUAGGGGAGAGUGUGGCAGCUGCCCUCAGCCCUCUGGGCAUCGAAGUGGAUAUUGACGUGGAACAUGGAGGGAAGAGAAGCCGCCUCACGCCCGUCUCUCCAGGCAGCUCCAGCACGGAGGAGAAGUGUAGCUCUCAGCCGAGCAGUUGCUCUUCUGAUCCCAGCAAACCGGACGGGGACACGGAGGGUGCCGCGCGGUCUCUGGCAGAGCAGAUGGACAAGAUAGCUCUAGAGCCGGGGCAGCCUGAGGAACAGAUGGAGUCUGAUAACUGUUCAGGAGGGGACGAGGACUGGACUCAUUUAUCUUCAAAAGAAGUAGACCCGUCUACAGGUGAACUCCAGUCUCUACAGAUGCCCGAGUCCGAAGGGCCAGCCUCCCUAGACUCUUCUCAGGAAGGGCCCACAGGGCUGAAGGAGGCCGCGGUGUACCCACAUCUGCCCCCAGAAGCUGACCCCCGGCUGAUAGAAUCCCUCUCCCAGAUGCUGUCCAUGGGGUUCUCAGACGAAGGCGGCUGGCUCACCAGGCUCCUACAGACCAAGAACUAUGACAUCGGGGCUGCCCUGGACACCAUCCAGUAUUCAAAGCAUCCACUGCCAUUGUGACAGCUUUUGCUCACUUGUUCUGUCCCCUUUCUUGUCUCAUAGUUGUUUUGAGCUAGUGUAGAACAGCAGGGCCUCUGUAAUGGCCAGUUCCUCUGUAUUCUUCCAGAAUCUGGGGGGCGGGGAUGCAUGAAGCCAUAUAGGGCAGGAGAACAAGUGAGAGGAGGAGACCCCAGCGUGUGUGCCAAUGUCUGAGAAACGUCUACCAGCUUUCCUUGGGUACGUGGAGGCUUCCUGGGGCAGAUUGAAAGUCCUUGCUGGGGAGGACACUGAGGCCACAUGGUGGCAUAUUCCUGUUCUCCCCCCACCAGGAUUACACCAGCAGUCCAGAAUGUCUUGCCUAAUGGCCUUCUGCCUUUUUUUAAUCACUACUCACAUGCUGACAUGUAGUUGAUUUUCUGCUAGAAACCUGAUCCGCUCCAAGUUCAGACGAGUCCCGCCAACAUCCUGUCUCCUGUCGGGGUGGAGGAGGAGCAAGUGCAGGAGGGGAGACUAGUGCAGCCUGGGACUGGUCAGGAGGGGGGACUGAGGGGACGGAGGCUGGAGCUCACGCAUACUGCCUGUCGUUAACCACUGUAGUUCUCUCCUUUCCCGAGUGUCCUUGCUUUUAAAGAAACCCUUUGUAACCAUUCUGUUGCUAUGUUGUAAACAAUCUGUAAGCACCUUAAUCAAAGAUGUUGCAACCAGAGAUGA
Felis catus (domestic cat) is the source of this 2072-nucleotide messenger RNA. RefSeq names its product sequestosome 1 (gene SQSTM1). Gene Ontology annotation, molecular function: protein kinase C binding; zinc ion binding; K63-linked polyubiquitin modification-dependent protein binding. The record is from RefSeq and is a predicted model, not a curated record. The coding region runs from base 51 to 1382 and encodes 443 amino acids. Gene Ontology annotation, cellular component: aggresome; amphisome. NCBI's taxonomy places the organism in Eukaryota, Metazoa, Chordata, Mammalia, Carnivora, Felidae. The transcript is spliced from 8 exons. Gene Ontology annotation, biological process: endosome organization; aggrephagy; mitophagy.